AUGGCUGAUACAGGCGUCGGCUUUGCCAUUCCUGUGGGCCAGGUGCGCAGAUUCAUCGAGGUCGCUUUGAAAGCUGUGGCGUCGACUUCUCCAUCUGCACCUCCACCUUCCAGAAUACCUGCUAUUCCUUGGAGGGCGCGAGUCUUCAGUGGAGCUGGUGAACAACAAAGCCGUUACCUUGGCUUAGUUGUGCAUACUGUCACUUCUGAAUUGAUUGCUGAGUUGAAGGCCUGCCGUCCGCAAAGCUUGGACCUCAACGGGUUAGCUGAAGGCGUGUUUAUCUUCUCCGUUAAUCCAGGUUCUCCGGCUGCAAAGUAA
This is a messenger RNA of Protopolystoma xenopodis, 318 nucleotides long. Lineage: Eukaryota; Metazoa; Platyhelminthes; Monogenea; Polystomatidea; Polystomatidae. The record is from the annotation of a GenBank genome assembly.